AUGACACAGAGGACGAAGGAUGCAGGGGCAUUGGCAAGAUUCUCACAAUGGUGCCGGGACGGCAAGUUAACUGUCAAUCCUGGCAAGAUGGAUGGAGUGCCUCUUUCUGCAAACGGAAACUUCAAGUACUUAGGGGAAUGGUUGGACUCCAAGUUGACCUUCCAGGAACACAUAAGAUCAAGGACCAGUUCGGCUUUUGGAGCUCUGAGGGCGUGCCGGAGAGCGGUGGGAGACACUUGUUUCCUGGGGCCAAAGAUCAUGGCAGUGGCAUGGUGGUCGGGGCCCAAAAGAGCAGCAGCAAGAAUACUUCUUGAUAAACUGCAGAGAUUGACAUGCCUCUGCAUAACGGGCGCGAUGAAGAUGGCUCCCACGAGGACCCUAGAGGCUCUGGUAGGUGUGCCCUCUUUGGCGGAUCGGGUGCGGGUGGAGGCGGUCAGGACGGCUGUAAGGCUGGCCAGCUGCGGGCUCUGGAGAGACAGAACCUUUAAACGGGACCCGUACAACAUUUUAGAGGGCUGGCGCGGGGAUCGCGGUGUCAUGGACAUGUCGAGUGACGUCAUGAUCCCUGAGAUAAUCUUCUUUGACAAAUGGACCUUUCGCUUUCCAUUAAGGGAAGAGUGGAGAAAGGGCAGAAUUGGCUCCUGGGAUGGGCUUGUCUGGCACAUGGACAGGUCCACAAUGGGAGAUUUGGCCGGAGCGGAAAUUUUCGCUAUAUUAAUGGCUGCCAGAGAGGUGGUUCGGCUCAACCACGGUAGCACGGGAGUAUUCUUCUGCUCUGACGGUAGGGCUACACUUAUUUCGCUAAAGUCAGUACGCACACGCUCCUUGUUGAUAAAGGAGUGCCAAAUGGUAUUGAGGAAAGUGACCGACGUGAGGAAUGUCACGUUGGUCUGGUUCCCAGGUUACACUGGGAUUCGGGACAAUAAGGCAGCGGACGCCUUAGCCAGGGAGGGCUCUUCGCCCAGACAUAAGGGACCAGAGCCCCGCUUAGUGAUCGCACCGUGCGUGAGGCGGGGAGCUUUCGAAGCCUGGGUGAGAGAACGGGCCGUGGUGGGCUGGAGGGUUGCUCCGGGAAUGAGGCAGUGCGGUCUGAGGGCACAACGGUUCCAUCUGGUGGAACAAGUGCUUAAUACCACCGCCACAAAUUAA
This is a messenger RNA of Cylas formicarius (sweet potato weevil), 1149 nucleotides long. RefSeq lists its product as uncharacterized. Lineage: Eukaryota; Metazoa; Arthropoda; Insecta; Coleoptera; Brentidae. Gene Ontology annotation, molecular function: nucleic acid binding. The record is from RefSeq and is a predicted model, not a curated record. The coding region runs from base 1 to 1149 and encodes 382 amino acids. The transcript has 5 exons.